Brassica napus (rape) is the source of this 1889-nucleotide messenger RNA. RefSeq lists its product as uncharacterized. The transcript has a single exon. The record is from RefSeq and is a predicted model, not a curated record. Bases 456 to 674 code for a protein of 72 amino acids. Lineage: Eukaryota; Viridiplantae; Streptophyta; Magnoliopsida; Brassicales; Brassicaceae.
UUUUACAUCAGGGAGGGAAAAUAAUCUAGCCAUGCCAUCGAACUACUGAACCAAAAUCAAGCCAUCCAAAAGGAGAUCUAACCCGGGUUGUGACAAAAACAAAAGAGAGAGAGUUAGAAUGACCAGGUCUUGUUGAUUUCAGCGAAAGCCCAUGUGGACUUAGCCAAACCGUGUCUAAGCGAGUAUUCUAUUCCAACGUCCUACAGUUUGGUUCAAUAAUAUUGAAAACUAAUUCUUUUUGUAGUAAAGUCAAAGUCAAAGUUCAUAUAUGAGUUUGUAUACAAUAAACAUAGGACAGUGAGACCAACAAUGCACAAGUCAAACAACGACAUCUCAAGAAACCUAUAUAUACGAGGCAUUAUCGAAUUCGUUACAUAUACAAACCUAAAAAAACCCUACACUUCUCUAACCAAUAAGAAGGAAUUUAGCACCAAAAAAAACCAAUAAGAAGAAGUAUGAUGAAGAGACAAUUAGUGCUCGUGAUUAUCUUAGUUGUUAUUUUCGUUGCUGUCUUGGACGUUACGCAAGUUGAAGCCAUGAGGCCUUUCCCGGAGGCCGUCGACGAGAUCAGCCUACUGUUGUUCCAGGCGCUUCAAAGAGGUCCGGUCAGUGGCUCUGGUCGGAACGGUUGCACCAAUAUUCCUCGCGGUUCAGGAAGGUGCCGCCACGGCUAAAGCUAUCAUACGAAUCUUCUUCAUUAUUUUUUUAUUCUUUUUUUUUUGUUCCCACAGUUGUGUUACGUACAUAAUUACAUAUACUUAAUUAUACGAUAGAUUUGGUCUCAUAUCAUUUGAACUGUAAUCAACGGAAAUUAAUUAGCUUAUUAAUGUGUCUUCAAUGACAAUACUACAUACAUGUUUUUUUUCUUUUUUUGGGGCUAUUCACUAAAUUGGUCAAGAAAAGCCAUUUGUAGAAACAAAUUUCGUUUUAAAAAUAGAAACUUUAUUGGACUUUUGGUUUGAAAAGGUAGGUAGACAAUACAGUAAAUAAUUCAAGCAUUUGACUUUUACCGCCAAAAGAAAUCACAUCUCACAGAAACAUGCGCUUUAUAAAAAGCCGUUUUCAUGGCAGUGUACCGUAUUGAAAUCACAUCACACAGAAACAUGGUUUGAAAAGGUAGGUAGACAAUACCGUUAGUCGCCCGAGGUUUUUCCCACCGACGUCUCUUCUUGAUGACGAUGUUACUAAAAGUCAUCAGGCCAUGACGGCAACAAAAAAAAAAUCUCCCGUUUAUGGUAAAAUGUGAAGAAUCCCAUAUGUUUUGGCUGGAGGAUUUAUGAGCCACAAGAUACCAACAAUUUUCAUCAACGUUCCUGUGACAACAAAACUUGCAUUGGAGUGUGAAACUUCAGAUAAUUAGCUUUGCAAGUAACACUAACAAAACAUUGUACGUUGAGUAUAUGCAUAGAUGCUACCGCAACGAACUUGAAUUAGAAACAGAUCAUGUAAGUGUACCUGUGUGAAACUGCCUAUGUUCCAAGCAUCAAGUGCUUAUAAUAACGACCCCGGAUAAUUCCAAGCCACCAAUAUUUGGUUGAGCUCCAGUAACUCAUCUUCAUUCGUUCUUGGAUGAGCCUGUAAUGCAGAUCACGCAGCUGUUUAAGGAUUGAACAGAGAUUUAAAGGAGCAGGUCCAAGGGAGAAGGAAAAAAGUUUGAUCACCAUCUAACGAGGCAUCUUUUAAUGCCUUGGGAUAUAGGACGGAAGAAAGACGGAUCUCGCUGAGUAUAUAGUAUCCCAACCUGGAACAGAACCAGCCCUUCUUAGUAAAAUCGCUCUUCAAACUGAUGUCUACGGAUCAAUGAGAUCAAGAGAAGAUAGAACUUUUACCUCAACCAAUGCCAUAGCAGAAGGGUAUUCAAAGAUCUCAAGGCUGUAGUCACCCAAAUA